Molecule: messenger RNA, 456 nt
Organism: Prunus persica (peach)
Lineage: Eukaryota; Viridiplantae; Streptophyta; Magnoliopsida; Rosales; Rosaceae
Exons: 2
Coding region: 1-456 (151 amino acids)
Molecular function (GO): zinc ion binding
Source: RefSeq, a predicted model, not a curated record
AUGUCGGAGAGUUCGACAAAUUCAAAUUGCAGCCGGCGUUACUGCAAGUGUGGGUCGGAAAUCAAACGCCGGACUUCAUGGACAGAUCUGAAUCCUCAAAGAAGAUUUGAGGCAUGUUGCAAUAAUCGGAACAAUAAGAGGAGGUUGCAUUUUUUCGCAUGGGUGGAGAAGGAAAUCUUGCCUGGGUUACUUAGAAGACUAAGAGGAAUUGAGGACGAAUUGAGAGCAACGGCGGAGAAUUUCAUAUUGAUGGAAGAAGAGAAGAAUAAAUUAGAGCAAAAACUGAGAGAAGAGGAAGAAGAAAUUAAGAUUUUGAAAGAAACAGAAUCUGGGAAUGGGUCAACAAGUUGUUGUACUAGAAGGGGAAAUUUUGAGUUAUCGACAAAGACAAAGGUGGUUUUGGGUUGUUGUUCUGUUUUGUUUUAUGAUUGUGAUAUUGUUCAUCAAUAUGGAUGA